AUUUUCCAGUUUCCACUUAUCAUGCCUCAUUAUCUACUUGCAAUUCAAAGCAACAUGAACACAGUUUACUUCCUUAUCUUUGUUUGUUGCAUCGGGGCAGAAAACAUUGGGCAACCAACCAGUUUACAAACUUCUAAACUUGGAGAUAAUGUCACAAUUGAGUGCUACUUACCAGACAAAGACUUUAAUAAUAUGGUGUGGUAUAAGCAGAAGUUGAUGAAGACACCCCAUCCUAUUUCAAGAUGUUACAAUUACCUGAGACAAGCUACAUUUUUUGAUGGAUAUAAUGAUGGUCGUUUUAAUGUAACAAUAGACAAAGGUAUUUUUCAUUUACACAUUUCAAUGUCAAAGAAUGAAGAUAUAGCAACAUACUUUUGUGGACUGGUAACGUUAGGUGAGCUGAAAUUUGGACCUGGAACAUUUUUGAUGCUUCAAGGAGAGCACACCAGUACAACAGUUCUUCAGGAGCUAAUUUCAGAUGAAGUUCAUCUUGGAGACAAAGUCACCUUCGUGUGCAGAGUCAAAACAGUACAUGGAAAAUGUUCAGGAGGAUACAACGCAUUUUGGAUCAGAAAGGGCUCAGAUGAAUAUCAUCCCAGUAUCAUUUACACUGAUGAAGAUAUAGAGAAGCGGUGUGAAGAGAGCUCUGACAAUGGUUCUACUACAAAGAGUUGUAUUUACAACCUCAUAAAAACGAACCUAAGCAUAACUGAUGCUGGCACUUACUACUGUGCUGUAUCUGCAUGCAACAAGAUAAUGUUUGGAAAUGGGACUACACUGGAAUUCAACCCACAACCCGACAGUUGUUUUGUUGCAGAUAGCAGCUUCACAGCAGCAUUGUUGAAUCCAGUGUUUCUUACACUGGUCUCGUCAAACAUCAUUUCUCUGAUAAUAAUGAUCUCACUUGUGGCUGUGCAAUGUAAACACCAAAACAUCUCAUCAGUUUGUGUCAACAGAUCUGAUCAAGAUACAUCUGAAGGUACUCAGCAGGUUGGAGACACAGAAGCCUUGACAUACACAUCUGUGAGUUUCACCAAUAAACCAUGGCCCUCUAGAGGAGCUGAACAACAAGACAUUUCCAAACACAAUGAGUUGUAUUCGAAGAUCAAAUCCUAAUAAAAGAACUAUGGUAUACUUGAAGUCUUUUAUUGUUGUGUGUCUUUGAGUGAUCCAAAUAUGAAAAUAAAGACAAUCUAAAUAAAAUUAUUAUUUUUUUAAAUUUAUUUAUACUUUUGUUAUUCUGCAAUGAUGGUGGGAGAUGCUU
Molecule: messenger RNA, 1264 nt
Organism: Myxocyprinus asiaticus (Chinese sucker)
Lineage: Eukaryota; Metazoa; Chordata; Actinopteri; Cypriniformes; Catostomidae
Exons: 6
Coding region: 22-1116 (364 amino acids)
Biological process (GO): response to bacterium
Source: RefSeq, a predicted model, not a curated record